Messenger RNA from Megalops cyprinoides (Indo-Pacific tarpon), 3224 nucleotides. RefSeq names its product kelch-like family member 2 (gene klhl2). NCBI's taxonomy places the organism in Eukaryota, Metazoa, Chordata, Actinopteri, Elopiformes, Megalopidae. The transcript has 15 exons. Bases 343 to 2166 code for a protein of 607 amino acids. The record is from RefSeq and is a predicted model, not a curated record. Gene Ontology annotation, molecular function: protein binding.
UCAAAGAAAAAAAAAAAUAACAGGUAGCGUAGCUCACCGAGCCGAUCUCCGUCUGCAUCUGGAAAAGAAAUAUACCCAAUUCGGUUGGCAUAUUUAUUUGUGAAAUAUAGUGAUACUGUAGCAGCUGCAUUGCUCGAAAACGAAAUACCACCAGGAAGAAAAAACACGCAUGCUGAACGUUGAUUUCAGAACAGAUUGAAUGACACACCAAUACUAGUCACCGUACUCGACAAUGAAGCAGAAUUAGGAGGCGGCUGGCGAAAUGGAUUGGAACCAGUUUCAUCGGCACAAAAACUUGGGUGUACAUUUCUUUAUUUAAAAAAGACCCUGUUCUGAGAUGGAAUGGUGCAAGCCGCUGCGUUCAGUUCCCACGUUCUGAAAAGAGGCGACACAAUGGAGAUACAUCCGAUAUGCACCAAGCUGUGCCAGCACAAACCUCAUGACCUGAAGGACGACGUAUCGGAAAAGCAGUGCCCCGUCACCGUCAACCCGCGUCACAUGAAGAAGGCCUUCAAGGUCAUGAACGAGCUGCGCAGUCAGAACCUGCUGUGUGAUGUGACGAUCGUGGCGGAGGACGUGGAGAUCGCUGCUCACAGGGUGGUGCUGGCGGCCGGGAGUCCCUACUUCCACGCCAUGUUUACAGGGGAGAUGAGCGAAAGCAGAGCGAAGCGUGUCAGGAUCAAAGAGAUGGACGGCUGGACUCUGGGGACCCUCAUCGACUACGUCUACACCGCCGAGAUCCAGGUCACCGAGGAGAACGUGCAGGUCCUGCUCCCGGCUGCAGGCCUACUCCAGCUCCAGGAUGUGAAGCAGGCCUGCUGUGAGUUCCUGGGCUCCCAGCUCCACCCCACCAACUGCCUGGGCAUCCGCGCCUUCGCCGACAUGCACGCCUGCAGCCAGCUGCUCACCCAGGCCAACACGUUCGCAGAGCAGCACUUCUCAGAGGUGGUUCAGAGCGAGGAGUUCCUUAACCUGGGCAUGGAGCAGGUGUGCAGCCUCAUCGCCAGCGACCAGCUCACCAUCCCGUCCGAAGAGAAGGUGUUCGAGGCGGUGAUCGCCUGGGUGACCCACGAUAAGGACGUGCGCCAGGAGCACAUGGCCCACCUCAUGGAGCACGUGCGCCUGCCCCUGCUCUCCCGGGAGUACCUGGUUCAGCGUGUGGAGGAGGAAACUCUGGUGAAGAACAGCAGUGCAUGUAAAGAUUACCUCAUUGAAGCAAUGAAGUACCACCUGUUGCCUGUCGACCAGCGGUCCCUGAUGAAGACCGUCCGGACGAGGAUGAGAACACCCGUCAGCCUCCCCAAGGUGAUGAUGGUGGUAGGAGGCCAGGCCCCCAAGGCCAUCCGCAGCGUGGAGUGCUACGACUUCGAGGAGGAGCGCUGGUACCAGGUGGCCGAGCUUCCCUCCAGGAGAUGCAGAGCAGGCGUGGUCUACAUGGGAGGUAUCGUCUACGCCGUGGGCGGGUUCAACGGGUCGCUGAGAGUUCGCACGGUGGACUCCUACGACCCGGUCAAAGACCAGUGGUCCUGUGUGGCCAGCAUGCAGGACCGGCGCAGCACGCUGGGGUCGGCGGUGCUGAACGGGCUGCUCUACGCUGUGGGCGGCUUUGAUGGGAGCACAGGUCUGGCGACGGUGGAAGCGUACAAUGCCAAGACCAACGAGUGGUUUCACAUCGUGCCCAUGAACACCCGACGGAGCAGCGUGGGCGUGGGGGUGGUUGGCGGGAUACUGUAUGCUGUGGGGGGGUAUGACGGGGCCACACGCCAGUGCCUCAGUACCGUAGAGGCCUACAACCCCAGCACCAAUGAGUGGGCCUACAUCGCUGAGAUGAGCACCAGGCGCAGUGGGGCAGGUGUCGGGGUGCUGAAAGGCCUGCUGUACGCCGUCGGGGGACAUGACGGGCCGCUGGUGCGAAAGAGCUGCGAGGUUUACGACCCUGCCUCCAACACCUGGAAGCAGGUAGCGGACAUGAACAUGUGCCGGAGAAACGCCGGUGUGUGUGCCGUGGGGAAUCUGCUGUACGUGAUUGGAGGAGAUGAUGGGUCAUGUAACCUGGCGUCAGUGGAGUUUUAUAACCCCAACUCGGACAAGUGGACCCUUCUGCCCUCGUGUAUGAGUACAGGCAGGAGCUACGCAGGUGUCACAGUCAUUGACAAGCCCUUAUGACUAGGCGGGGGUUUGCUGCUGUUCUGAAGAAGAGGGCUCGGCUUUGCUCGGCUAAUUUCAGAGGCUGAAGCGUCUUCGUGAGCCUGCCUCGUCCUGAGGCAGUGUGAGGCCGGCUGCCACGCCUUCCUCCAGGAGUUUCGGGGGGACAGGGCGACAAAGAGACUGAUUGCACUUAAUGAGAGCACUACGCGGGAUCAACCAUUAACACAUGUUCUUAACUUGUGAGAUGACACUGAGUUCAAACAUGUUUUAAAAACACGCAUAAACUGUAACCGAGUCAAGGACGAGUUGUUAGAGGGACCAUACAGGAUCCGUGAGAGGUCAGCUAAGUAGGUGUUGGAAAGCUGGGAAGCAUAGAGGAUUAUUCAAGCUACAGUGUUGUGUAGACUGGAAACAAGAUUAAAGGGUAUCAGAGAAUAUUUGCUGUUACGGGGGCCAGUCUGCUGAAGAGUGAGCCAGGCCCUGGUUUCAUGGGUCUGAUCUUUGCCUUUUUACAUUGAUGUUCAUUGAAGCAUCUAGCAACCGAAGUACACUUUGUUAUAAUGGUACUGUACUGAAAAAAAACAAUGUCAAUUAUAAUGUAUGUCAGAACCAUGAGGUAUGUGGGUUUGCCUAAAACGAAAAUGCCACUUAUGAAGGAGAGAAAAAAUGCGGAUGAGAUCCAGCACAUUUCAAGACUUGAGAUGCCAAAAUCAUUAGCAGAGCUGUUAACUACAUAUAUAUUUGCAUUUUUAUAUUGUGUACUUACUUUCAAAUACCGGCCAUGUUUGAUGCAUUUCAUUGUCGUACCUAAUGCGAAUGUUAUGGCAUGCGUAUAUACCAGAAUAACACCGGUUUGCCUGGAUUUUGGGGAAAAAAACAACAAUAUGUGCAUGGUCAUAAAAGUUCAUUUACUUGUAGCUAGUGUUUUUACUACUGCUGUAUGUGAGUGAAUUCUGAAUGUGACGUGCUCAUUCGGAUAUCCUGAAAAAUGACCCAACCUUCCUCUUUCGCUCCUGUUUUUCUUUCUUUCUCGCUUGCUUUCCUCUUUUCUUUGUGGAAUUAAUUACUACUAAUUA